Messenger RNA from Sesamum indicum (sesame), 1473 nucleotides. It is a transcript of the gene CAS, whose product is annotated as calcium sensing receptor. The record is from RefSeq and is a predicted model, not a curated record. Gene Ontology annotation, biological process: cellular response to calcium ion; de-etiolation; regulation of stomatal closure. NCBI's taxonomy places the organism in Eukaryota, Viridiplantae, Streptophyta, Magnoliopsida, Lamiales, Pedaliaceae.
CAUAAGACGAAUGCAGUUCCAUUUCUCAUCACACAUUUCUCCAAACGAACCCACACCAACCACACUUCGGAGAGCGGUGGCAAGAGGCAGAAGGUGAUGGCCCUCAGAGCUUCAUCCGCUGUGCGUCCACCGUCUCUUCAACUGUCUCCGCCGCAGACUCCGCCCAAGAGCGUUAUUCUUCCUCCUAAAGUCAACUCUUUAUCACUGCCAGCUACUGCUAUUUUGCCUCUCUUUGCUCUCUUUGCAGCUCCCCAUGAGGCUAGAGCUGAAAUCUUGCCCAAAGAACAGAUUGUCUCUUCUCUCACUCAGGUGGAGUCGGCAAUUGAUCAGCUUCAAGAAUUGGGAUCGAAUUUUUUCAGCACCGCCAGCCAAGUUGUUGGAGCAGUGGCGGAUGCUGUGAAGCCUGCAUUGCCUAUCUUACAGCAAGCUGGAGAUGAGGCUGUGAAGAUAGCUUCUCCUCUGGUUUCAGAGGCUUCUAAGAAAGCCCAAGAAGCCAUCCAGGGUUCUGGAAUUGACACUCAGCAAGUGGUAACUGCAGCUAAGACAGUUGCUGAUGCAGCUCAGCAGACAACAAAGAUGAUUGAUGAGGCCAAACCCAUAGCCACUUCCACUGUUGAAACCAUAUCAUCAGCAGAACCUGCUGUAAUUUUGGGGGCUGGUGGUGCAUUAGUAAUUGCAUAUUUCUUACUUCCUCCUGUCUUUUCCGCCAUUUCCUUCAGCUUUCGAGGUUACCAAGGUGAGCUAACUCCCGCUCAAACCUUGGAUCUCAUGUGCACAAAGAACUACAUUAUGAUUGACAUAAGGUCAGAGAAGGAUAAAGACAAGGCUGGCAUUCCUCGCCUUCCAUCCAGUGCUAAAAACAAAUUGAUAUCAAUCCCAUUGGAAGAAUUACCAAACAAGCUCAGAAGUCUUGUCAGAAGUGUCAAGAAAGUAGAAGCUGAAUUGGUGGCAUUGAAGAUCUCUUAUCUAAAGAAGAUCAACAAAAGUUCCAACAUCGUAAUAUUGGACUCGUACUCUGAUUCAGCUAAAAUAGUAGCUAAGACGUUGACUAAACUUGGGUUCAAGAAUUGCUGGAUUGUGACUGAUGGCUUCUCCGGAAGCAAAGGCUGGUUGCAGAGCCGCUUAGGAACUGAUUCGUAUAAUCUAUCUUUUGCACAAGUGUUAUCACCAUCGAGGGUUAUUCCUGCAGCAGCUAGACGAUUCGGAACAUCUAGCUCAACGAAGUUGCUGCCUGGCGGCUCUGACUAAGGUUUUCACUUGUAAUCUUCGACUUGUUCAGUUACAUUCUUACUCUGCUGUAGGUCACUCCAAUUUUCAGAUGUAAUUUAUCAAUAUGUGGUCAUUCAACAUUUUUAUUGAGUAAUAUUGUGUCCAAAAUUGCUCCGAAGCAUGUUAAUCAGAUUGGAUUAAAUGCAAUGGAAAUCCAGCUCCCUGUUAAGGGAUGUUAAGAGAAAUGUAUUUCUAUGGGGAUAA